This is a messenger RNA of Cuscuta campestris, 2194 nucleotides long. NCBI's taxonomy places the organism in Eukaryota, Viridiplantae, Streptophyta, Magnoliopsida, Solanales, Convolvulaceae. The record is from the annotation of a GenBank genome assembly.
CCAAUCAAUAUUUUAUAAAAACAUUUUUUUCCCUUACCAAAAGGAGUCUGGUUAUCUAUUCCUAUAUUUGGAAAUAAUUUCACUUAAUUUUUCAUAUUUCAUCCCCCAAAUUUCCAAUCAAAUUCUAUAUAACUCCUCUCCCCAAGAAGGCCAUUACCCAUCUCCAUUUCUCCCCAAAACUCACAAGAAAAGUAACAAAUGAAAAUGACAUAUGGAACACCUUCUAGCUUUAAUCAAUGCAAUACUCAACCAAUUUUCACUUAUUCAAGAAGGCCAAUUUCCAUGCGAAAGCCAAACAAAGUUCAUUGUGAGGCGUCUUUAAAUUCUUCUUCUCUAUGGGCGCCGGAACCCAACGCCACGUCAUCACGACCCAAAUGGAACCUCCUCCAGAAAGCGGCGGCGGCGGCGCUGGAUGCAGCGGAGGGAGCGGUGGUGUGGCUCGAACUUCGGCGCCGGCUCCCCAAAUUUGCAGACCCAGACGUUCAAAUCGCCGGGAAUUUCGCUCCCGUGCCAGAGCAGCCCGUCCGCCAAAACCUUCCCGUCGUCGGGACCAUCCCGGAGUGCAUUAACGGCGUUUACGUCCGGAAUGGGGCUAACCCGCUUUUUAAACCCCUGGCCGGACACCACGUCUUCGACGGCGAAGGGAUGGUUCACGCCGUCACAAUUAACGGGAAUGAGGUUAGCUACAGCUGCCGGUUCACGGAGACGUCAAGGCUGGUUCAGGAGCGAGAAUGGGGCCGGCCCGUUUUCUUCAGACCAAUCGGCGAACUCCAUGGCCGCCCCGGUCUAGCGCGGCUUCUCCUCUUUUCCGCUCGCGGCCUCUUCGGCCUGGUCAACACCAGCCGCGGAACCGGGCUAGCAAACGUCGGUCUGGUCUAUUUCAACCGGAGACUACUCGCGAUGUCGGAAGACGAUCUUCCGUACCAUAUCCGGGUCAAACCUUCCGGCGACCUGGAGACCGUCGGAAGAUACGACUUUGACGGGAGCCUGACAAGAUCAAUGAUAGCCCAUCCGAAACUCGACCCUGAAUCCGGCGAGCUAUUCGCGCUGAGCUACCACGUCGCACAAAAGCCCUAUUUGAAGUACUUCAAAGUUUCCCCCUCCGGGAAAAAGUCACCGGACGUGGAAAUCCCGAUCGACGUCCCGACAAUGACCCACGACUUUGCCAUUACGGAGAACCACGUCAUCAUCCCGGACCAGCAACUGGUUUUCAGGAUCCAAGCCAUGGUCUCCGGCGGAUCCCCGGUGAAUUACGACAAGGAAAAGAAAUCCCGAUUCGGGAUCCUCAAGAAAACCGCGGAGACCGGCGAAGACAUCACGUGGGUCGAGUCGCCGGACACGUGCAGCCUCCAUAUCUGGAACGCCUGGGAAGAGCCGGAAAAUCAAGAAAUCGUGGUAAUCUGCUCCUGCAUGACACCGCCCGAUUCGAUCUUCAACGAAUCCAAGGAGGAUCCCAAGAUCACCCUGACCGAAAUCCGGCUAAACCCGACCACCGGAGAAUCAAGAAAACGGCGAAUCAUCCUGGAAACAGAGCAGAUCAACUUAGAAGUGGGGACGGUGAACCGGAACCGGGUCGGACGGAAAACCCAGUACGCAUAUCUCGCGAUAGCGGAGCCAUGGCCGAAAGUUUUGGGCUUUGCGAAAGUGGACCUGGAAAGUGGGGAAUUGAAGAAGUAUCUGUACGGGGAAGGGAGGUACGGAGGGGAACCAUUUUUCGUGGGGAGAGAAGAGGAGGGGGAUAAUAAGGAAGACGAAGGGCAUAUACUUUCAUUUGUGCACGAUGAGAAGACAUGGGAAUCGGAGCUUCAGAUUGUGGACGGGGUGAGUUUGGAGUUGCAGGCCACCGUGAAGCUCCCUUCAAGGGUGCCAUAUGGCUUUCAUGGCACUUUCAUUUCUGCAAAAGACUUGCAAACUCAAGUGUGAAAUUUUCCCUAAUUAAUUAAUUAGGUCCCAACUCCCAAUCACAAUAAUGUAUACUCACAAAAUAAACAUUGACAAAAUGCGCAAAUUUACCCAAUAUGUCAAAUAAUGGUUUAAAUUAUAGUCUCAAAUAAUUAAAAAAUAAAAAUUAAAAUACACAAAUGACAAGUUUGUACGUUUUGUAAGUGUUUUAUUUGUGAUUCUAGCAUUAUUUUAGAGAGAAAGCAUGCACUUUCUUCGAUAGUUGUUAAUUGAUUAAAUCGACAUACCUAUU